AAUGUCACAACGGGGACGGUAAUAUCGGACGCACUUGUAUGGUUGUUGUUGUUAUUACAGUAUUUUUAUGAUUGUUAUUCCCGGAAGGGAAAGAGGCUUCCUGGGAUUCCUUCGUGCGGAAAGGAGAGCUUUGUGCGCGUAACGGGCCCGGCAGGAAGGCAGAACAAUGGCAUCAGGGGUGCCGUCUGGGCCAUAACUUCCUUGUGGCACAGCGGAAGGAGCUGCCAUGCACUCAUCUCAGCAGUUGGUGUCCUUUGAAGCAGUGGCUGUGUAUUUCAGCAAGGGGGAGUGGGAUCUCCUGGGUCCAAGCCAAAGAGCUCUCUACAAGGAAGUCAUGCUGGAGAAUUAUGAGAGUGUGGCCUCUCCAGAAAUUCCUAAGCCAGUCCUCAUCUCCCGCCUGGAAGGAGGUGAAGAGCCAUUUUUCUGGAUCUGUGAGGAAGGAGAGAGAUUGGCAGGAGGUGAUCAGUACAACAGUGAAAACUAUAGUGAGCCAGCAGGAACAUGCAAGCAGAAAGCAGGAAAGGAGAUGCUUGGAAAUCCGUCAGGACAAAAGAGAGCUGAGGGAAAUCAAUCAAAGAAUGGAAGGAAAGAAUCCUCUACUUCUCUGGGUGCUGAUGACCUUGAACUUCUGAACCCAGAAUAUCACCAAAGAAAGCAACUAAAAAAGUGUCCCGUCUUUGGGGAAAUGAUCAAAGAUAAAUCAGUACUAAAUAGAUACCACAGAACCCCCACGGGGGUGAAACUAUAUGAUUGCAUGAAGUGUGGGAAGAGCUUUAGAGAUAGGGGAACUCUCACUAGACACUGCAAAACCCACACAGGGGAGAAACCAUACAAGUGCAUGGAGUGUGGAAAGAGCUUUAGAGAUAGGGGUAGUCUUACUGAACACAAAAGAACUCACACAGGGGAGAGACCAUAUAAAUGCUUGGAAUGUGGGAAAAGCUUCAGUGCAAAUGGAAACCUUAAAGCACAUAAAAGAAUCCACACGGGGGAGAAACCAUAUAAGUGCAUGGAGUGUGGAAAGAGCUUCAGAAACAGUGGAACUCUUAGUGAGCAUGAAAGAACUCACACAGGGGAGAAACCAUAUAAAUGCUUGGUAUGUGGGAAAAGCUUCAGCGUGAGUGGAAGCCUUAAAACACAUGAAAGAAAGCAUACGGGGGAGAAACCAUACAUAUGUAUGGAAUGUGGAAAGAGCUUCCGUGACAGUGGGAAUCUUGUCAUACAUGCAAGAACCCACACAGGAAUGAGACCGUAUAAGUGUGAAGAGUGUGGAAAAAGUUUUAGUGUGAAUGGAAGUCUUACUAAACAUAAAAGAAUCCACACAGGCGAGAAACCAUAUAAAUGUAUGGCCUGUGGAAAGAGCUUCCGUGAUGGUGGAACUCUUAGAAAACAUGAAAGAACCCACAUGAAUGUAAACGACGCGCGCGCGCAGGGAGGAGCUGAGAGAUGCAGCCCUGCGAGGGUUAAACAAACCGAGCUGUGGUUCCUAGAGAGGCAGGAAGUUUUGAAAGUGGGGGAAGACCGUCGCCGACGCACCUCCAUUUGGAUUGGGAGGAAAGAGGCUCGUCGUCGGGAUUCCCAGGCGAGGAGCGGCGGGCAGGAGACGAAAGAGGCGACGAGAACAAUGGCAUCAGAGGCCCAAUCUGGAUCAUCGCUUCUUGGAGCUGGAGUGGAAACUUCUGCCAUGGACCCAUCUCAGCGGCUGGUGUCCUUUGAGGAGGUGGCCGUGUAUUUCAGCAAGGGGGAGUGGGAUCUCCUGGGCCCCUGCCAGAGAGCUCUCUACAAGGAAGUGAUGCUGGAAAAUUACGCAAAUGUAAUGUUUCUGGCUAAUCAGCGGGACAAGAGUUCUAGUGAGCCACUGGAAACAGGCCAGCAUAAAGCAGAAGAAGAGAUGUUUGGACAUCAAAGGAGGGGAAAUAGGCUAGAAGGAUACCGAUUGAAGAAGGGGAGGAAGAAUUUUUCUAUUUCUCAAGGUGCAGAUGAAGUCCCAAACCCAGAAGGCCACAAAAGAAAUCAACUGAAAAAGUGGAUAGUGUAUGGGGAAAUAUGCAAAGAUAAAUCUGUAUUAAAUAGACAUUUCAGAACCCGCACAGGGCAGAUCCUAUAUAAAUGCACAGAAUGUGGGAAGAGCUUCAACAAGAGAGGAAACUUCAUUGUACAUCAAAGAACCCACACAGGGGAGAAACCUUUUAAAUGCAUGGAGUGUGGGAAAAACCUCAGUGAUAGGAGAAGUCUCAUUGUACAUCAAAGAAUCCACACAGGAGAGAAACCGUAUGAAUGCCUGGAGUGUGGAAAGAGCUUCAGUGAUAGAAGAAGUCUUUUUGUACAUCAGAGAACCCACACAGGGGAGAAACCAUAUAAGUGCAUGGAGUGUGGAAAGAGCUUCACUGUGCAUCGUAGCCUUACUUCACAUCAAAGAACCCACACAGGGGAGAAACCAUAUCAGUGUAUGGAGUGUGGACACAGUUUUAUUGACAGAGGUUAUCUUGCUAGGCAUCAAAGAAGACACACAGGAGAGAAACCAUAUAAAUGUAUGGAAUGUGGAAAGAGCUUCAUUGAAAGGGGACAUCUUGCAAGGCAUCAAAGAAAUCACACGGGAGAGAAACCAUAUCAGUGCAUGGAGUGUGGAAAAAGCUUCAGUGAUUCACGAGCUUGUUCUAAACAUCAAAGAACCCACACAGGGGAGAAGCCAUAUCAAUGCAAGGAGUGUGGAAAAAGCUUUACUCAUAAUGGGAGCCUUAAUGUACAUUUGAGAACCCACACAGGGGAGAAACCAUAUGAAUGUGUGGUAUGUAGAAAGACCUUCACUCAGAGAGAUCACCUUAUUUCACAUCAGAGAACCCACACAGGAGAGAAACCCUAUAAAUGCUUGUUGUGUGGAAAUACCUUCACUCAGAGGAGUAACCUUAUUUCACAUCAAAGAACACACACAGGGGAGAAACCAUAUCAAUGCAUGGAGUGUGGAAAGAGCUUCAGUGAUAGGAGAAGUCUUACUGUGCAUCAAAACACCCACACAGGGCAAAAACCACAUGAAUGCACGGAGUGUGAAAAGAGCUUCAGUGAUAGGAGAAGCCUUAUUGUACAUCAAAAAACUCAUACAGGGGGAAAACCAUAUAAAUGUAUGGAGUGUGGAAAAGGUUUUUGUGAAAGAGUGUAUCUUGUUAGACAUGAAAGAAGGCACACAGGAGAGAAGCCGUAUGAAUGCUUGGUGUGCGCAAAGACCUUCACACAGAAAGGUCACCUUAUUUCACACCAGAGAACCCACACAGGAGAGAAACCCUAUAAAUGUUUGGUGUGUGGAAAGGCCUUCACUCAGAGAAGUAACCUUAUUUCACAUCAAAGAAUACACAUAAGUGAGAAACCAUAAAAAUGCAUGGAAUGUCAGAACUCCAGCAAAAACAGAAAGCUUACUAUAAUUCACAGAACCCACAUAAGGAGGGAGAAACUUGCCCUAGUGCCAUUUUUCUUACCCAACUUAGCUAGCACUCAGUCAGGAUCAGGGGUAUAGCUGGUAUAAAAGCAGAAUCCACAGCACUGAUUCCGGAAAGGCACUGAUGCCAUGGAAGACCAAUUAGUACCAGGAACUGGAAGAGAACCUGAAACUUCACCAAAAGUUCCCAAUAGCAUUGAAGGAAUUGGACAUUUUUUUAAAAAAUAAAUAAAUCUUGUAUACAGUUCAAUUUGGGAA
This is a messenger RNA of Podarcis muralis (Common wall lizard), 3685 nucleotides long. The record is from RefSeq and is a predicted model, not a curated record. Lineage: Eukaryota; Metazoa; Chordata; Lepidosauria; Squamata; Lacertidae.